AUGGUGUCCAUCAAUGUCGACAAGGUAGCGGAGAAGCCUUGCGACCUUUGCAUGGACCUCAUCAACUCCGUCGCACCCUCAACCAUUUUGGAGGAGAACCGGAAUUGUACUUGGCACCGAAACACUAGAGAAAUAUUCGAGUCCGCGGCAUCAUGCCGGUCUUGCGCAGCGAUCUUGGAGAUUUUACUUGAAUCCACGAUCUUGGAGGCCAGUGAACGGUUUUCGGACAUUACGAGAGAAAGCUCUAUGCCAGUGUUGGUGAAAACAUCGAGCUUGAAUGUCAUCGAUAAUGUUGGCUGGGCGUCCCUCAAUCUGGCCCUUGAGAUCAACCAGCACAACUUCGAAUACCACGUUGAUGGAAACAUCGGAGUAUCCGUCGAACAUGUUUCUUCAACCAAUGAUCAUCGACACCCUCGUUUUUGGAUCUCGGGCAAGACGCACGAAGUGGAAACUCUCACCGAGGACAGAAUUUUAUGCGCCAAAGCAUGGCUCGAUUCCUGUGAAACCUCUCACGGUAACGAGUGCCGUCCAACCAAGAGACGUUUGCCAAAACGACUCCUUGACACAAGGCCUGGAUACCCCCUGCGGCUCUUAGCCAGUAAAGAUAUCGAGAGACACGAGGAAUGGGUACGCUACGCAACUUUGAGCUAUAGUUGGGGCGCCUCGCUCCCUUUCAAGACCACGAUGGCCAACGAAAAGCAACAUAUGGGCGGGAUACGCGAGGAUCUUCUCCCUAGGACUUUUCGGCAUGCCAUCAAACUGGUUCGCUCGCUAGAAAUUCCGUAUCUGUGGAUCGACUCCCUCUGCAUCGUCCAAGACGACCCUUUGGAAUGGCAGUCUGAAGCGUCGUACAUGGAAGACUAUUACUCUGGCAGUACAUUAACCAUAGCGGCAACGGAUGCGUUGGAUAGCAACGGGGGCUGCUUUCCGGAAGACGAUGACGGCAUCGAGUUUGGUCCGGCGUCAUGUAUAAAUGAUCGCUCAAAGAUCCCGUUCCAAUCCGAGUCGACAUCCAAAGAGAGACAACAACACCCGUCAUACCCAAACGCUCAGGUUUUCUCUUACACUUGCCAGACCGGCGACACGAAAACAGUUAGCAACAUCAUGCGUUACGGCCCGGUUCGAGCGUCUGACGUGGGACACUCCAAAGCUCAUUUCACCAGUUUGUGGCCUGAGUGGGUCGAGGACUACUCCAGACGAGACUUCACAAUCCCGUCGGACAGAUCACGAGCAUUUGCUGGCAUCAGCAGCUAUUACCAAAGCAAUUUGAUUCAAGAGCCGAUCUUGGGUCUUACUCCCGACUCCUUCGCCAGAGAUCUCUCUUGGGCCAGAGCUGGGCCGAACAGAGGCCCAGGAAUAUCUGGUGCCCCUUCUUGGACUUGGUUCUCGUGCCAUGCUCCCAUUUGGGUCGACCACUGGGGCUUUGGAGAUGGAGACGAAACCCAGACCAAAGACUGGACUUCUCUUGUCUCCUUUCGCAUCAACUGGAAAGGAAGCAAAAUGACUUCAGACAUUGAGUCCUGCACGCUAAUCGUCCGAGGUCCGAUGAAAGAGUUCGCGCUCUGCAUGGCUUCCGAGUCGAAAAGAUACAAUCCACCUUAUUUGCUGGUGGAUGACCAGCAGACCGACUUCUCGGAGAGCCGUGUCCCGUGGGACUGUUCCGGGCAAUUCGAUCGGGAUGACUACCCCAGAUGUGUCAAAACUACGUACGUCUGCUUGCUCUUGCGAUCAAAGACUAUCGGGCAAGGAGACAGAAACCGUGAGAUCUUUUUGAUUCUUCAGCGGGAAGCUGCUUCUCAAGCAGUAGACGGCACGAACUACCCAGUGUUCCGGCGAAUCGGGAUAGCAUCAAUGAGAGGAACCGAGAGGAGGUUUGUGCAUGGUGCUGAGGAAGCGACAAUCAUCCUUAAUUGA
This is a messenger RNA of Colletotrichum higginsianum IMI 349063, 1914 nucleotides long. RefSeq names its product Het domain protein. Bases 1 to 1914 code for a protein of 637 amino acids. The record is from RefSeq and is a predicted model, not a curated record. The transcript has 3 exons. NCBI's taxonomy places the organism in Eukaryota, Fungi, Ascomycota, Sordariomycetes, Glomerellales, Glomerellaceae.